CACACACACACACACUUUCUCAGUGAACGGAGGACGGUUUGUUUUUUACACCCGAGAUUAUUAUGUUCCACAUAUAUUUAAUAUUCCGUUAAACUGACUCUAUACUUCCUAUAACUUCCGUUUAAACAGAAAACGGAUUAAUUUCAGUUUGAUCUGCGUCACUGGAGCUGAAUCAGAGGGAGAGGGGUGUGAUCAUGGAGCUGGCGUAUGUGUGUGAGUGGGAGAAACGUCCGAAGAGCGUCCACUGUCCCUCGGUCCCGCUGGUCUGCUCCUGGUCCUGCAGGAACCUGGUGGCUUUCACUACAGACCUGAAGAGUGACACCGACGACACAGUCCGGUCCACUAACCCCGUGUUGUCCCUGUUCCUGCAGUCCGGGUCCACUAACUUCGGGGAGAAGUUCUCGCGGGUGAAGUUCUCUCCGUCCCUGACCCUGUUUGGGGGGAAGCCGAUGGAGGGCUGGCUGGCGGUGACGGUGAGCGGCCUGGUCACCGUGUCGUUGCUGAAGCCCGGCGGCGCCCUGCUGACCGCCAGCGAGAGCCUGUGUCGGCUGCGCGGCCGCGUGGCGCUCGCCGACAUCGCCUUCACCGGGGGGGGCAACAUCGUUGUGGCGGCGACCGACGGGAGCAGCUCCUCCCCAGUCCAGUUCUACAAGGUGGUGGUGAGUGUGGUGAGUGAGAAGUGUCGUAUUGACACUGAGCUACUCCCGUCCCUCUUCCUGCGCUGCACCACCGACCCCCUGAGGAGGGACAAGUACCCGGCGGUCACUCACCUCAAGUUCCUCACCAGAGAGAACUCAGAGCAGGUGCUGCUGUGUGCGUCCAAUCAGAGCGGCAGCAUCGUGGAGUGCUGGUCUCUGAGGAAGGAGGGACUUCCUGUCAACAACAUCUUCCAGCACCGCUCGCCAGUUGGUAAGAACCCGGGGGGUAAUAUUAAUAUCAUAAUAAUAAUACCUCUCUCUCUCUCUGUCUAUCUGUCUGUCUGUCUCCAGGUCCUGGCGACCCGUAUCCUGGCGGUGAAGGCGUCUCUCUGUAAGUUGUCCACGGCGACGGCGGCUCGUGCCUGUGACUUCCACGCCAAGCUGCUGCUGAUCGCCAUCAGCUCCACGCUGAAGUCUCUGCUGCGUCCACACGUCCUCAACACGCCGGACAAGAGUCCGGGAGACCGGCUCGCCGAGAUCUGCAGCAAGAACAUCGACACGGAUAUUGAUAAGGUGAUGAUCAAUCUGAAGACGGAGGAGUUUGUGUUGGACGGCCCCCCCCUUCAGUCUCUGCAGCAGCUCAUCCAAUGGGUGGGGGACUUCGUCCUCUACCUGUUGGCCAACCUGCCCAACCAGGGCUCCAUGGUGCGCCCCGGCUUCGGCUUCAUGCGGGACGGGGCCUCCUUGGCCAUGCUGCGGGAGAUGCUGGUGAUGAUCCGGAUCUGGGGGCUGCUGAAGCCCGGCUGCCUGCCCACCUUCACCGCCACGUCAGACAACCAGGACAGCAUGCAGCUGCUAUUCAGACUGCUCACCAAGCUCUGGCUCUGCUCGCGGGACGACGUCCCCCCCCAGGACCCAGACGAGACUCUGAUAGACGAGUGCUGCCUGCUGCCCAGCCAGCUGCUGGUUCCCAGCAUGGACUGGCUGCCCGUCAACGACGGCAUCAUCGUCCGGCUGCAGGGGAAGCAGCCAAUCAGGCUGCAGUUUGGAAAAGCUUCGUCUCUGCCCGCGGGGGGGAGCACCGCGGCAACGCCACUGGAGCUCUUCACCAGGUAAC
Molecule: messenger RNA, 1755 nt
Organism: Etheostoma cragini (Arkansas darter)
Lineage: Eukaryota; Metazoa; Chordata; Actinopteri; Perciformes; Percidae
Gene: med16
Product: mediator complex subunit 16
Exons: 9
Coding region: 195-1754 (519 amino acids)
Biological process (GO): positive regulation of DNA-templated transcription
Cellular component (GO): mediator complex
Source: RefSeq, a predicted model, not a curated record